GUCAACUUCAAUGCGCCGUGUUGCAGUUGGGUCAUGGCCGGAGUUUUACGAGGGAUAUCAACUGCUCUGUAUAAACUGAUCAGCAGACCACCACUUACAGUUUAUCGUCUGAGGUCUAGCAUGGCUGGAUAUCUGAUCGACGAACCGAAAUACGCCUGGCUGAAGGAGUUGGGUUUAUCGUCGCAGAAUGCUGGUGUGUUUGACGGAACAUGGCAUGGCGCGGGAGAAGUGGUGACAUCCAUCUGCCCUACAAAUAACAAACCCAUUGCGCAAGUCACUCAGGGAAGUCCUGCAGAUUAUGAGAAAGCAAUCACAGCCAGCAAGCAAGCUUGGGAGGUCUGGUCGGAUGUGCCAGCUCCAAAGAGGGGAGAAAUUGUUCGUCAGAUUGGUCAUGCUCUCAGAGAGAAGCGCCUCCUUCUGGGAAAACUGGAAUCUCUGGAGAUGGGGAAAAUUUUACCUGAAGGGGAAGGGGAGGUGCAGGAGUUCAUUGAUGUGGCAGACUUUGCUGUGGGUCUCUCCAGGAUGUUUGCAGGACAUGUGUUCCCAUCAGAGCGUCCAGGUCAUGUUCUGAUGGAAAUGUGGAACCCCUUAGGCGUUGUGGGAGUCAUCACUGCCUUUAACUUCCCAGUGGCUGUGUAUGGUUGGAACACCAGUCUGGCUCUUGUCACUGGCAAUGUUGUUUUAUGGAAAGGAGCCCCUACAACUCCACUGACCAGUAUUGCUGUUACAAAAAUUGUCUCUUCUGUGAUGGAAGCUAACGACAUGCCUAGGGCUACCUGCUCGCUGGUGUGUGGAGGGGCUGAUAUAGGGAAUCUGAUGGCCAAUGACACUCGAGUGGACUUAUUGUCCUUCACAGGAAGUACUGCAGUUGGUCACAAGGUCUCCUUAGCAGUUCAGGACCGGUUUGGCAAGUUUUUACUUGAAUUGGGUGGAAAUAAUGCCAUAAUAGUGAAUGAUGAUGCAGAUCUUGACAUGGUGGUUCAGUCAGCAGUAUUUGCUUGUGCAGGAACUGCUGGUCAGCGAUGUACCACCACACGUAGACUGAUCCUGCAUGAAAAGGUACAUGAUGAAGUUCUGGCGAGGCUGAAGAAGGCAUACAAGAAAAUCCGCAUUGGUGAUCCACUGGAAGAGGGCACAUUGUAUGGACCGAUGCACAGUAAACAAGGAGUGGAACUUUACAAGAAGGCAGUAGCCGAUGCCAAGGCCCAGGGAGGGACAGUGGAAUAUGGGGGACAGGUGAUAGAUGGCCCUGGCAACUUUGUGGAGCCCACAAUAGUCUCUGGAUUAAAGCAUGAUGCAGAAAUUGUUCACCGUGAAACAUUUGCCCCUAUUGUUUAUGUUCUCAAGUGUAAGAGCUUUGAAGAGGGAAUACAGUAUAACAAUGAGGUGAAGCAAGGUUUGAGCAGCAGUCUCUUCACCAGAGACCUCAGCCAAGUCUUCAGAUGGUUGGGUCACAAAGGCUCGGACUGCGGAGUUGUUAACGUAAACAUCCCAACCAGCGGUGCUGAAAUUGGGGGAGCGUUUGGUGGUGAGAAGCACACGGGGGGAGGUCGUGAGUCUGGCAGCGACGCGUGGAAACAGUACAUGAGGCGAUCAACCUGUACCAUCAAUUACAGCAAGGACCUACCCUUGGCUCAGGGUAUCAAGUUUGAAUGAGGAGGAUCUAAUCUGCCAGUGCUAUCAAGGUUGUCAUGGGAACACCUGUUUGAUGACUGCAGGUGGUAUUCAAGCACAUUACCAUAAUUCUGUGGAAGAAAUGUUUUGUCUCCAUACCUUGGGUAUGCUGGACAGUGCCAUAUUUUUAUUUGUAUUCAAGUAGUCCUGUAUGUACAAUGGCAUGAAUCAGCAUUUUGCCAGUGCUUGUCUCAACUGCUUGUCUUUAGACUGUAUUUUUAUGCCGAGUUAUUUGCCAAACUGCAAGCAGUAUAUCAUUUUAAAGAUAAAUUUAUUUCCUUCUUAACAUUAAAUCACAAAUGUGAUUAAAUAUUACUUAAAGUAAUGGCAGAUAACAUUUUCAGUUGUUAAAAAUGUGCCAUGGUAUUGUGUUUGUGGAGCUGAUAAUAUGUAUAUUAUUUCCUGGUGGUUAAGGUGUGUUCAGUGGUAAGAAUGCACAUGUGUGGUUAGUACCCAGCCUUUCUGUCUGCAGACAUGAUAGAUUGGUUUUGCAUUUAUUCAUUGUAUGUACUUCUACGAGAAAAUCUCUGUACUUUUCACAGUAUACAGUGAGAUAACGUGCAGGUGCCAGGGCACAUUGUAUACUGCGGCUGUUUGUUUUUGUUUUUUUUUUGUUCAACUUUACACAAAAUUUUUGAAACCAAAUUUAUCCAUUCUUGCUAUUUUAUUUUAAAGAAAUCUAGUGAUGAUUGACAAACAUAGUUUGUAAAUGCUGCUUUUUUUUCAUAAUUAAAUAUUGUGUGAAACUUUCUUGUAAGAUAUCCAUCAGUAGAAUAUGUACAUGCAAGUGUACAGGAAGAGGCUGAGUGCCUUUUGCCUGCUGUCUCAUUUCUACUUUAGUAGUACAAUACGAAACAUGCCAGAUUACCAUACAUGUAUUUCAACAAUAAAAUAAUCUGUUUUGGUAAUGUUUUCAUGAUGUUCAUAGCAUCAAAUCAUGUUUGUAUGAAGUAUUUAGAAUGGAAUUCACAAACAUGUGAUCAGUGUUAUACAAAUACAUUUGUGUACAUGUAAUUUUACCAGUGGUACACCAGCUCUUUUGUCAAAUCAUCAAACGUAUUUUUAAGUUUGUGCAAAAGCAAUGUUACUCAAGGCCGUUGUUGAGGAUUUAAACGCUGGUCGAUGUGUGGGCUUUAACUCUGGAGAAUAACAUAAUGGUGAUGAAAAAUUUUAAAAAACAGUAUUCAGGGAAUUACCUUUCAUGGCAUCAAUAACAGAAAUUAGCUGUACAUGUACACUCACUUUUGUACUGUGACAAUUUUUGCAGUCCUCUAUUUUGGAGAUAUGUGUAUUUUUGGAAGCUUUUAUAUGCUAACUGUACAUGUAUGUGCACAUUUGUCUACAUACAUCUAGACCUGCGCAUAAAUGGCAUGCAUCGUCUGUCUCUGCCUGAGUUGGCUUGAACUGGAUCAAGGGUUGAAAUUCCAUGCUAUGUCAGGCCGUAUGAGCAAGGCUUAAACUGCCUCAUGUCUAUGCUGAGACAUAAGCUGGUUUCUCAAGUUGUUGAUGUACUACCUACAUACAGGUUUAUGCAAGUCAGUCAGUUGUGAUUUCUAUGUUCAUACACUGUCAUCUAUCAUCUGUACACAGAAUGAUGAGUGAAAACAGUCCUAAUGCCAAAGCUGACUGCCUUGAAAACAAGACCUGUAAUUGCACCUUAAAACACUUUUUAUUUAUUUGAUUGGUGUUUUACGCCAUACUCAAGAAUAUUUCACUUAUACGACGGCAGCCAACAUUAUGGUGGGUGGAAACCGGGCACAGCCCGGGGGAAACCCACAACCAUCUGCAGGUUGCUGCCAGACCUACCCACUUACGGCUGGAGAGGAAGCCAGCAUGAGCUGGACUUGAACUCACAGCGACCGCAUUGGUGAGAGGCUUCUGGGUCAUUACGCUGUGCUAGCACGCUAACUGACUGAGCCACGGAGCCCCCCCCUAAAACACUUUAUAAGAAAAUGAAGUAUUAAAUGGAAAUCAU
Messenger RNA from Liolophura sinensis, 3649 nucleotides. RefSeq names its product alpha-aminoadipic semialdehyde dehydrogenase-like. Gene Ontology annotation, molecular function: aldehyde dehydrogenase (NAD+) activity. The transcript has 19 exons. The record is from RefSeq and is a predicted model, not a curated record. The coding region runs from base 34 to 1656 and encodes 540 amino acids. Lineage: Eukaryota; Metazoa; Mollusca; Polyplacophora; Chitonida; Chitonidae.